This is a messenger RNA of Nicotiana attenuata, 2384 nucleotides long. Its product is annotated as putative pentatricopeptide repeat-containing protein At1g12700, mitochondrial. The coding region runs from base 59 to 1846 and encodes 595 amino acids. The transcript is spliced from 3 exons. The record is from RefSeq and is a predicted model, not a curated record. NCBI's taxonomy places the organism in Eukaryota, Viridiplantae, Streptophyta, Magnoliopsida, Solanales, Solanaceae. Gene Ontology annotation, molecular function: protein binding.
AUUAGGGCACACCAUUUUCACAUCCCGCUGAAGACUUUCCAGCAAUUCAGUGAAGAAGAUGAGGAGAAUUUGUCCCAAUGGUAUUCCUUUUAUCUCUUCCUUUGAUACUUCCAAUUCUGGUUCGGCAUUUACAGUCAGAGCUUAUUCUUCAUCUCAUAGCAAUGCAUCCAUUUCGGCAAAGGCUAAACUUAGGGUAAGUAGCAAAUUUGAGAACGUCAAGUGUUUAGAUGAUGCUAUGACUCUCUUUAAUCAAAUGGUCAGAACGAAGCCUCUUCCUUCUGUUGUCAAUUUCUCUAAGUUAUUUAAGACUAUGCUAAAUAUGAAGCAUUACUCUGCUGUCGUUUCUCUUUUUGUACAAAUGCAGAAAUUGGGUAUCCCAUUUAAUGAAUUCAUCUUGAGUAUCGUGAUUAAUAAUUAUUGUCUGAUGCAUCGUGUUGAUUGUGCAUUUUCGGUGUUAGCCAUUUACUUGAAGAAUGGCAUCCCAUUCAAUAAUGUCACCUUUACCACCCUAAUCAGGGGAUUCUUUGCUGAAAAUAAGGUCAAAUAUGCAGUUGACUUGUUCAAGAAGUUGGUGAGAGAGAGUAUUUGUGAGCCUAACGAAGUCAUGUAUGCAACCGUCAUGAAUGGGCUCAGCAAAAGGGGCCAUACUGAGAAAAAUUUAAGUUUGCUCCGGGUAAUGGAACAAGGGAACACUAAGCCUGACAUAUGCAUCUACAACAUUGUUAUAGAUGCUCUUUGCAAAGAUAGAAACUUAGAUACUGCUAUCAACCUUUUGAACGAACUGAAGAAGAAAGGCAUUCCUCCAAACAUAAUCACAUAUAAUUCAUUAAUUGAUGGUUUGUGUAAGUUUGGUCAGUGGGAAAAGGUUAGGAUUUUGUUCUCCGAGAUGGUAGAUCAUAAUAUUUAUCCAGAUGUGCACACCUUCAACAUAGUGAUUGAUGGACUAUGCAAAGAAGGGAAAGUCGAAGAUGCUGAGAAAGUAAUGAGACACAUGAUCGAAAAAGGUGUAGAGCCUGAUAUAGUCACCUACAAUGUGAUAAUGGGUGGAUGUUGUCUGUGUGGUCAAAUGAAUAGAGCGAGGAGAAUUUUUGAUAUAAUGAUAGAUAAGUGCAUUGAGCCUAACAUUGUUAGCUAUAGAAUACUAAUAAAUGGAUACUGUAAGAAAAAGAAGUUGGCCGAGGCUAUGCAAUUUUUUCAUGAAAUUUCUCAAAAGGGAUCAAAGCUUGACAUUGUUACGUACAAUACUAUCUUGCAAGGUCUGUUUGAAGUUGGACGGAUUGGCUCUGCAAAAAAGUUCUUUGAUGAGAUGCUAUCUGUGGGGCUUGUACCUGAUUUGUGCACUCAUGGCACUUUGCUCAAUGGUUAUUUUAAGUAUGGACUUGUUGAUGAAGCUAUGUCACUCUUUAAUGAGUUGGAAAGAAAGAGAGUAAAGUCUAAUAUUGAAUUUUACAAUGUUGUCAUUAAUGGAUUGUGCAAAAAUAGAAAACUUGACAAAGCUCAUGCUAUUUUUGAGAAGCUUUCUUUUAUUGGAUUGCUUCCGAAUGCGAGAACAUACACUACAAUGAUAAAUGGACUUUGUCUUGAAGGGUUGUUAGAUGAAGCUAAAGAUAUGCUAAGAAAAAUGGAGGACGAUGGUUGUUUGCCAAACAGUAUCACUUACAAUGUUAUUGCGCAAGGAUUUCUCAGGUGCAACAGAAUUAGCGAAAUGGCAACUUUUAUGAAGGAAAUGGCUGGAAGGAAAUUCUCAUUUGAUGCAACUACAACUGAGUUUUUGGUAAAUGUUAUAAGGGAGAAUCCUUCUGUUCUUGACAUGAUACCAGAGCUUCACUUGAAAAAUAAGAAGUGAAUAUUUCUUUCCCUUGGUUUAUUCUGCCACACUAUCACUAUGAUCAAUUUCCUUUUUCCUCUCAAAAGAAAUUGCAUCCAAUGCAAUCAGAUAAUCUGAAAAAGAAAAAAAGGCAAUUAGAACAUUGCUUGAGCUUUCCAAGCAGGCCUAUUGAGGAGAUGACACAUCAAAAUGUUGGAGCCUUGGUGGUUGUGAAACCUUGGGAAAACUAAAUUAAUCGCUGGAAUUAUUGGAGAAAGAGGUAUCCUCUUGAACUAUGGCAGAAAUGAAGCCGGAUUAGGACUUGAAUAAAGAUCUGUGAUCAAUUGAAGUCUAAUGAAAUACCAAUCUUAGUUUGUGAUUAAUUUUGUCAUGCUAUUAUCUGGUUUUAGUUUGUCUUUUGUGAACAUUUUGUCCUAAGGAUUGGUCUGAAUUUGGUAGAAUACAAAGCUGUUUUAGACAUUAUAUGAGGUACUAACCAGGGACCGUGAACUUUCUUGGUCUAAUUGGUUAAAACUGAUCGAUUCCGGAAUAUGAUUUAUCAUGGCACUGCUUUGAA